CGGUCCCGUCGGGAGAAGGGGAUCGGCUGGAGUCGGCGUUCGGCUUCCCGUGGGAGGGGAGCGGCCCUCUCUUUCUCCUCGGCAAGCAGGAAAAGAGCCAGUGCCAGUCAUCGACAUGAGAAUGAAGGAUGUCCACCUUUUAGACCCGACGGCGAUUUUCAUCGCGACCCGUGGCCUGAGGAUCGCUGAUCAGAACAUAACGGAGAACAAAGUGUCCGAGUACGAGGAGCUGAAGAAAAAGCUGAGGAGCUGCCAAGACGAAGUUUUCAAGUUGCAAGCGGCCAAUGCUGAUCUCACUCAGGUAAACAAGCGAUGGCACAGGUACAAUACAGACAUGCAAAUUUUCAUCGACAAACUGCAGUCGACAAUAAGAGACCAGCAAGAACAGAUCAACAACAUUGGGGAAGGAAGUUUUUUCUCAGAUAAAAAGGUCAUUCAACCUGAUGAGGACAAUACGCCGUGCCAAAGAAUAGACUGUAAAAACCUAACAGAAGAAGUGGAAAGGUUGAAAGGAGAAGUGGAACACCUGCAGUUUCAGGUCAGAUCACACAAGGAUGACUGGGAAGCUGAAAAGAAUGAAAAACAGGAAGCCGUAAAGGAACGUGAUGCUCUUCAACAAAGGCUGAACAAUGUCUUGAGAGAUCUUUGUGUAAACACUAGAGGAUCAGAGUCUGAAAACAAAAAGAGCUGCUGCCAGCGAUGUAGGAAUUGUGAAAAUCAUGUAGAAAACCAGCCUCCUAGAUUACAAGCUUAUGAAUCAGGACAUCAUCACAAACAAAUUUUAAGUGGACUUUUCUUGGGUGAUGAUAACAUUCAAUGCGAUGAUGGUUACUCAAAGGCAUCGAAAGCUUUCAAUCCUGAGGAUGAGGCUAGAAGUUUGGAGAGGUAUGGACUUGAAGAUACAGCUUGUGCAUUGCGGCCUAAGGAAGAGUCGUACUCUCUCACUUCCACAUUGCCGCUCAUCUCCCCACCUGAGGUGUCGCCAUGCAGCAGCAACGGGAGUAUGCAUUCCGAACACAGGACGUUCUCUAUGGGUAUCAAGAGUGGAGGGAACCUUGUCACGUCUUACUUUCAAUUGCCGGUGGUUAAGUCGUCAUCAGCGCCUGACAGGCACUCGGCUUUUAAGAAAGCGCCUUUUGUCAACUCGAUCAGCCUUUCAGUCCUACCGCCCCCUGGCAAGGGGAAGUCGAAGAGGGAAGUGCAGAACGAUCGGGUGGAAAGUCAGACAGACGACGACUUCGUAUGCCCGCACUGCAGCGCAGUUUUCCAACAUGACAAACAUUUAAAGUUUUUGGACCAUUUUGAAAAUUGCCAGAGCAAAUGAGUGUCAUGUUGAAAUUGAUAGUAUAGCAAUAAUUGUGUUUUUCUCAGGAAUAAAGUGUUAUAAUUGCAUUAUUAUUUUUUGUCUCUUGAGUUCUUUUUCCAUAAUUCAUUGCAUCUCUAUUAUAUACGAUUAAAUUAAAUGG
Molecule: messenger RNA, 1466 nt
Organism: Cimex lectularius (bed bug)
Lineage: Eukaryota; Metazoa; Arthropoda; Insecta; Hemiptera; Cimicidae
Exons: 6
Coding region: 116-1324 (402 amino acids)
Source: RefSeq, a predicted model, not a curated record